Molecule: messenger RNA, 1965 nt
Organism: Rhea pennata
Lineage: Eukaryota; Metazoa; Chordata; Aves; Rheiformes; Rheidae
Gene: XKR4
Product: XK related 4
Exons: 3
Coding region: 1-1965 (654 amino acids)
Biological process (GO): phosphatidylserine exposure on apoptotic cell surface; apoptotic process involved in development; engulfment of apoptotic cell
Cellular component (GO): plasma membrane
Source: RefSeq, a predicted model, not a curated record
AUGGCCGCGAAGUCGGACGGGCGGCUGAAGAGGAAGAAGGGCGGCGAGGUGGCGUUCACGCCGCUGCAGAACUCGGAGCACUCGGGCUCGGUGCCGGCCCUGGCCCCCGGGCUGCCGGCCGGCAGCGGCGGCGGCGGCGGCGGCGGCCCGGGCGGCGGCAGCGACGACGACGAGGCGCCCGGGGGCGGGUGCUGCGGCGGCGGCGGCGGCUCGGGCGGCGGCUCCCGCUGCUGCUGCUGCGGCGGCGGCCGCGCAGGGGACGGCGGCGGCGGCGGGGGCUCCCGGGGCUCGGGCGGGGGCUCGUCCUCGCUGUGCCUGCGGCUGGGCAGGGAGCAGCGGCGCUACUCGCUGUGGGACUGCCUCUGGAUCCUGGCCGCCCUGGCCGUGUACUUCGCGGACGUGGGCACCGACAUCUGGCUGGCGGUCGACUACUACCUGCGGGGCCAGCGCUGGUGGUUCGGGCUCACCCUCUUCUUCGUGCUGCUCGGCUCCUUCUCGGUGCAGGUGUUCAGCUUCCGCUGGUUCGCGCACGACUUCAGCACGGAGGACAGCGCCGCGGCCGCGGCCGCCGCCGCCGGGCACUGCCCCGCCGCCGAGAGCAAGCUGCUGGUGAGCAGCGCCUCGGCGGCCGGGGACAUCGCGGCCGCCCGCCCCGGCGCGCCGCAGCGGCAGGCGUCCACCGCCAGCAAGAGCAACGCCACCAACAGCAGCAGCGCCAGCAGCAGCAACGCCGGCGGCGGCGGCUCGGCCUCGUGCGCCUGCUGCGUCUGGCUCCUGCAGUCGCUCGUCCACAUCCUGCAGCUGGGGCAGGUCUGGAGGUAUUUCCAUACUAUAUACUUGGGUAUCCGGAGUCGACGGAGUGGAGAGAAUGACAGAUGGCGGUUUUAUUGGAAAAUGGUGUAUGAGUAUGCAGAUGUGAGUAUGCUGCACUUGCUAGCCACGUUUCUGGAAAGUGCACCACAGCUGGUCCUGCAGCUCUGUAUUGUUGUACAGACUCGUACACUCCAGGCUCUCCAAGGUCUUACUGCUGCAGCAUCUCUCGUGUCCCUGGCUUGGGCUUUGGCUUCCUACCAAAAGGCCCUCCGUGACUCCCGUGAUGACAAGAAACCCAUCAGUUAUAUGGCUGUUAUAAUCCAGUUUUGCUGGCAUUUCUUCACAAUUGCAGCCAGGGUCAUUACUUUUGCUCUGUUUGCCUCGGUUUUCCAGCUGUACUUUGGGAUCUUCAUCGUGCUCCACUGGUGCAUCAUGACCUUCUGGAUCGUCCACUGCGAGACAGAGUUUUGCAUCACUAAGUGGGAGGAGAUCGUUUUCGACAUGGUUGUGGGGAUAAUCUAUAUCUUCAGCUGGUUCAAUGUCAAGGAAGGAAGGACACGCUGUAGGCUUUUCAUUUAUUAUUUUGUGAUCCUUUUGGAAAAUACCGCCUUGAGCGCUCUGUGGUAUCUGUACAAGGCCCCGCCAAUCUCUGAUGCAUUUGCCAUACCAGCACUGUGCGUGGUGUUCAGCAGCUUUUUAACGGGCAUCGUUUUUAUGCUGAUGUACUAUGCCUUCUUUCACCCCAAUGGACCGCGGUUCGGGCAGUCGCCGAGCUGUGCUUGUGAGGACCCCGCCGCUGCCUUCGCUCUGCCCCCCGAAGUGGCAACAAGCACGCUAAGGUCCAUCUCCAACAAUCGGAGUGUCACGAGCGAGCGGGAUCAGAAAUUCGCAGAGAGGGACGGGUGCGUGCCCGUGUUUCAGGUGAGACCCACCGCACCUUCCACGCCUUCCUCCCGGCCACCAAGGAUUGAGGAGUCUGUCAUUAAAAUCGAUCUGUUCAGGAACAGGUACCCAGCCUGGGAGAGACACGUGUUGGACAGGAGCCUGAGGAAGGCAAUCCUAGCUUUUGAAUGUUCCCCUGCUCCUCCACGGCUACAGUAUAAAGAUGAUGCCCUUAUCCAGGAGCGCUUGGAGUAUGAAACCACGUUAUAA